Molecule: messenger RNA, 3221 nt
Organism: Echinops telfairi (small Madagascar hedgehog)
Lineage: Eukaryota; Metazoa; Chordata; Mammalia; Afrosoricida; Tenrecidae
Gene: ATP2A1
Product: ATPase sarcoplasmic/endoplasmic reticulum Ca2+ transporting 1
Exons: 22
Coding region: 1-3006 (1001 amino acids)
Biological process (GO): calcium ion transmembrane transport; intracellular calcium ion homeostasis
Cellular component (GO): membrane
Molecular function (GO): ATP binding; P-type calcium transporter activity; ATP hydrolysis activity
Source: RefSeq, a predicted model, not a curated record
AUGGAGGCUGCACACUCCAAGAGCACCGAGGAAUGUCUGGCCCAUUUUGGGGUGAGCGAGACCACGGGCCUCACCCCAGACCAAGUGAAGCGGCACCUGGACAAAUACGGCCCCAAUGAGCUCCCGGCUGAGGAAGGAAAGUCCUUGUGGGAGUUGGUGGUAGAGCAGUUUGAAGACCUCCUGGUACGGAUCCUCCUUCUGGCUGCCUGCAUUUCCUUUGUGCUGGCCUGGUUUGAAGAGGGCGAGGAGACAGUCACCGCCUUUGUGGAACCCUUUGUCAUCCUCCUGAUCCUCAUCGCCAACGCCAUUGUGGGGGUUUGGCAGGAGCGAAAUGCAGAGAAUGCCAUCGAGGCUCUGAAGGAGUAUGAGCCCGAGAUGGGAAAGGUCUACCGAGCUGACCGGAAGUCCGUGCAGAGGAUCAAGGCUCGGGACAUUGUCCCCGGGGACAUCGUGGAGGUGGCCGUGGGGGACAAAGUCCCUGCAGAUAUCCGGAUCCUCUCCAUCAAAUCCACCACCCUCCGGGUCGACCAGUCCAUCCUCACAGGGGAGUCCGUCUCUGUCAUCAAGCACACAGACCCUGUCCCCGACCCCCGGGCUGUCAACCAGGACAAGAAGAACAUGCUGUUCUCGGGUACCAACAUUGCAGCUGGCAAGGCCAUCGGCAUCGUGGCCACCACUGGGGUGGGCACUGAGAUCGGCAAGAUCCGUGACCAAAUGGCGGCCACCGAGCAGGAGAAGACCCCCCUACAGCAGAAGCUGGAUGAGUUUGGGGAGCAGCUCUCCAAAGUCAUCUCCCUCAUCUGCGUGGCCGUCUGGCUCAUCAACAUCGGCCAUUUCAACGACCCCGUCCACGGCGGCUCGUGGUUCCGAGGGGCCAUCUACUAUUUUAAGAUUGCCGUGGCCCUGGCCGUGGCCGCCAUCCCGGAAGGCCUUCCCGCCGUCAUCACCACCUGCCUGGCCCUGGGCACCCGGCGGAUGGCUAAGAAGAACGCCAUCGUGAGGAGCUUGCCCUCCGUCGAGACCCUGGGCUGCACCUCUGUCAUCUGCUCCGACAAGACAGGCACCCUCACCACCAACCAGAUGUCCGUCUGCAAGAUGUUUAUCGUCGACAAGGUGGACGGGGAUGCCUGCUCCCUGAACGAGUUCUCCAUCACUGGCUCCACUUAUGCUCCGGAGGGAGAGGUCUUGAAGAAUGAUAAGCCAGUGCGGGCAGGGCAGUAUGAUGGGCUGGUGGAGCUGGCCACCAUUUGUGCCCUCUGCAACGACUCCUCCUUGGACUUCAAUGAGUCUAAAGGUGUCUAUGAGAAGGUCGGGGAGGCCACCGAGACAGCCCUCACCACGCUGGUGGAGAAGAUGAACGUGUUCAACACCGACAUCAGGAACCUCUCCAAGGUGGAAAGGGCCAACGCCUGUAACUCGGUCAUCCGCCAGCUAAUGAAGAAGGAAUUCACCCUGGAGUUCUCCCGAGACAGGAAGUCCAUGUCCGUCUAUUGCUCUCCAGCCAAAUCUUCCCGGGCUGCUGUGGGCAACAAGAUGUUCAUCAAGGGGGCCCCUGAGGGUGUCAUCGACCGCUGUAACUACCUGCGAGUAGGCACCACCCGGGUGCCCAUGACAGGGCCCGUGAAGGAGAAGAUCCUGUCCGUGAUCAAGGAGUGGGGCACUGGCCGCGACACCCUGCGCUGCCUGGCCCUGGCCACCCGGGACACGCCCCCGAAGCGAGAAGACAUGUUCCUGGACGACUCUGCCAAGUUCGUGGAGUACGAGUUGGACCUGACCUUUGUGGGCGUGGUAGGCAUGUUGGACCCACCCCGAAAGGAGGUCACAGGCUCCAUCCAGCUGUGCCGAGAUGCAGGCAUCCGAGUGAUCAUGAUCACAGGGGACAACAAGGGCACGGCCAUCGCCAUCUGCCGGCGCAUCGGCAUCUUCGGAGAGAUGGAGGAGGUGGCAGACCGGGCUUACACUGGCCGGGAGUUCGAUGACCUGCCCCUGGCUGAGCAGCGGGAAGCCUGCCGCCGCGCCUGCUGCUUUGCCCGUGUGGAGCCCUCCCACAAGUCCAAGAUCGUGGAGUUCCUGCAGUCCUUUGACGAGAUCACUGCCAUGACAGGUGAUGGCGUCAACGACGCCCCUGCCCUGAAGAAGGCGGAGAUCGGCAUUGCUAUGGGCUCUGGCACCGCAGUGGCCAAGACCGCUUCUGAGAUGGUGCUGGCCGACGACAACUUCUCCACUAUUGUGGCCGCCGUGGAGGAGGGCCGCGCCAUCUACAACAACAUGAAGCAGUUCAUCCGCUACCUUAUCUCCUCCAACGUGGGAGAGGUGGUCUGCAUCUUCCUGACGGCCGCCCUGGGGCUACCUGAGGCCCUGAUCCCCGUGCAGCUUCUGUGGGUCAACCUGGUGACAGAUGGGCUCCCGGCCACGGCCCUGGGCUUCAACCCGCCAGACCUGGACAUCAUGGACCGGCCGCCCCGAAGCCCAAAGGAACCUCUCAUCAGUGGCUGGCUCUUCUUCCGCUACAUGGCAAUCGGGGGUUAUGUGGGUGCGGCUACAGUAGGUGCAGCUGCCUGGUGGUUCCUGUAUGCUGAGGACGGGCCACAGGUCAACUACAGCCAGCUGACUCACUUCAUGCAGUGCACCGAGGACAACCCGGACUUUGAGGGUCUGGACUGUGAGGUCUUUGAGGCCCCUGAACCCAUGACCAUGGCCUUGUCUGUGCUGGUCACCAUUGAGAUGUGCAAUGCUCUCAACAGCCUGUCUGAGAACCAGUCGCUCCUGAGGAUGCCGCCCUGGGUGAACAUCUGGCUCCUGGGCUCCAUCUGCCUCUCUAUGUCCCUCCACUUCCUCAUCCUCUACGUCGACCCCCUGCCAAUGAUCUUCAAGCUCCGGCCCCUGGACUGGAACCAGUGGUUCAUGGUCCUCAAGAUCUCACUUCCGGUCAUCGGGCUGGACGAGCUGCUCAAGUUCAUUGCUCGGAACUAUCUAGAAGAUCCUGAAGAUGAACGAAGGAAGUAACCAGUCCUUCCUCCCCAUAAGGAUGCAUCUUCAGCCAGAGCUGUGGCACGCCACCCCCCCAUGUCCCCCACAUUGUCUGUUUAUAAACUCUGAGCCCCACACCCCUCUCCCCAUUUACCUUGUAAACCCUCCCCCUUGUGGGGCUUGCCAGGGACAAGGCGACCGACCGACGGAGCUGAGCUGCUUAUUUAUUGAAAAUAAAUGACAGAAAAGUC